GUGAAAUUUGUUUUACGUCGUUUUCUGAAUAAGAUGAUUUAAAAAGACAUAAGAUAACGCACGGAUUUCGGUCUUGGGAGUUGAAAGUGAAUAACAUGUAAAAUUAGCUCUUAUAAAAUGUACUCACUUAUUCCUGUACUACUAUUGUUGUAGUAAAAAGGUGUCUGGAGAAAAAUACGGAAACAAUCAAAACAUUUGAACAUCCAUGUCAUAACGAGCAAGAUACGGGUCCGAAAAAAUCUCAUCAAUGUCAGAUUUGUUUUAAGAUAUAUUCUCGAAAAUAUGGUUUAAACAAACAUAUGCUAAUCCAUGCUGAAGGAAAAUCUCUCCAUUGCGGAAUAUGCUUCAAGAGUUUUUUUCAUGCAAGUGAUUUAAAAAGACAUGCGAUAACGCACACUGCGCAAAAGCCAUAUCAGUGUGAAAUUUGUUUUAAGUCGUUUUCCCAAAAUGGCUAUUUAAAGGCACAUCUCAGUUAUCACACUGGAGAACAACUAUAUCAAUGUGAAAUAUGUUCAAAGUCGUUUUCCCAUCCGAGUAUUUUAAACACACAUAAGAGAAUACACACGGGAGAAAAACCGUUUCAGUGUGAAAUAUGUUUUAAAUCGUUCUCUCAAUCAGGUGCUAUGAAAAAACAUAUGAGACUACACACUGGAGAGAAACCUUAUCAAUGUGAAAUAUGUUUGAAGUCGUUUUCACAAACAGGUGAUUUAGAAAGGCAUAAGCAAAUGCACACUGGGAUAAAACCGUAUGAAUGUGAAAUUUGCUUUAAGUCGUUUUCCCGAAAUGGUUAUUUAAAGGCACAUAUUGCAAACCACACUGGAGAACAAUCGAUUUAUCAGUGUGAAAUUUGUUUGAAGUCGUUUACCCAUGCAAGUUCUUUGAGAACACAUAUGAGAAUACACUCUAAAGAGAAUCCACAUCAGUGUGAAGUUUGUUCUAAGUCGUUUGCCUAUGCAAGUUUUUUGAAAGUACAUAUGAGAAUGCACUCUGAUGAGAAACCUUAUCAAUGCAAAAUGUGUUCGCAGUCGUUUUCAUCGGCAGGUACUUUGAAAGGUCAUAUCAAGACGCACACAGGAGAAAGGAAUUAUCGCUGUGAUAUUUGUUAUAAGUCGUUCUUAAAAAGCUUUGACUUAAAAAGACAUAUAGUAGUGCAUUCUCAAGAGAAACCAUAUCAAUGUGAUAUUUGUUGGAAGUCGUUCUUUCGAUCAGAUUCUUUGAAAAAACAUACGAGAUUGCACACUGCAGAAUAAUCAGUACCUAGUAAUUACACGAGAGUUCUAAAAUUAUCGAUUUGUAUCCCGAGUGACAGUUUUAAUUUCACGACCCGAAGGGAGUGAAAUUAUGGCAAAGUGUCACGAGGGCAAAACAAAUCGAUAAUUUAAGGGCUCGAGAGUAAUUCGGUAAGAUUAUUUCAUGAAAAAACUGUAUUUUUAAAUCAUUUUAACUAAUAUUUUACUGAUAUCUUUAUCUGAAUAUAUAUUUUAAAUAUAUGAUUUAUUCUGAAGCGUUUACAAAAUAAUAAA
This is a messenger RNA of Diabrotica virgifera virgifera (western corn rootworm), 1523 nucleotides long. RefSeq names its product zinc finger protein 271-like. The record is from RefSeq and is a predicted model, not a curated record. The transcript has 2 exons. Gene Ontology annotation, biological process: regulation of immune system process; negative regulation of transcription by RNA polymerase II; regulation of cytokine production. Lineage: Eukaryota; Metazoa; Arthropoda; Insecta; Coleoptera; Chrysomelidae. Bases 300 to 1250 code for a protein of 316 amino acids.